AGGCCUGGUUGGUUGCUGGAAUUCCUGUUUGCAUUAUUUGUUCUUUCUUGGCAUGGACAUCAGUUCGACCUUUAUAAAUUGAGCGUCCAUCAUUAUUUUGACAUCCUUCUUCCUGUCAUCACAAAGAGAGUUGAUGGGAGAAGAAAGUUGAGGUGUUUGCUUGGUUGCUUUGUUCCAUUUUUUCCUUGCCUCUCGCCCAAGGUGACCCAAGUUUUUGAGAAGGCAUUUCUACGAAUCGUGCUUCUUCAGACUGCGACAGAGGACUUGAAGACCUCAUUUUGGGGUGAUCAUCAAGUCAUUUAUCAGUCCUCUACCGAAAAAGAGGGUUGACCAUGAGGCACCUUUUGACGGACUUGAGGGGCAACCCGAUCUAUGUCAUGUCCCGUGCGGCCCGCCUUCGUACUCGCUUUCGCCAUCCCCAUCUCCCUACGUUGUUCUAUCAUGUCCAGAAUCGAGCGUGGAAUGACGUUUUGCUUCGAGCCAAAUCUCAUCCGCAGGAAGUGACGGUUCAAGAAGAUGUCAGCAAGAAUAGUCCGUUGCACUGGGCUUGCCGCCUUGAUCCUCCUGUGGAGGUCAUCCUUGCAUUGAAGAAGGCAGCACGUAUGGUGAAUGCAGAAGGAUGCACUCCUCUUCACAUUGCUUCCAGUCAUCUCAUUUCGGAACCGGCAUUGGAGGCUCUAUUGGAGUGUGCGGCGGCUCAGCCAGCUCCUACGUUGCAUUUUGAUUCCUACAAAUCACAACAUCCAACUGCAGACUUGUCUCGCUGUGGUAGAGCUCCCAUUCACUAUGCAUGUUUGUCAUUCCGUGGACUGGCAUUAAACGCCUUUCAGAAGCUUCUUGAAGCCACUUUGGCCGAUGGCAACGUCAUUGUCGACGAUGAAUACUAUUCCAAGCGUCUCUUGGGAUUGGAUGAUUUCUUCAACGAAGAUGAAGAGGCAGCCGUAUCGCCUCAGCAGAGUUUCUCUUCUUUGGAGCAGCCACCUGGCGGCAGAAAAAAAAUCAAUGCCAUGACGAUUCGUGAUGCCAGCGGCCAGACUCCUCUUGGUUGCCUCUUUAAGCGAUACCGUGAACGAAUGAAAUGUGUCAUCAAUACGGUUGACCGCCUUUGGCGUGAACAUGCGGACAAUCCAAGCAAAGCGUCCUUGGCAGCUGCAAUUUCGGUUCACGGAGAAUUGGGAGAACUGUGGCAACGAGCCCGUUUCAUUCUAACCCGAUUGACUCGGGAGCGUCUGAACAACGAGGAGGGUAAGGGUGGCGAAGGUGACGCCCACGAUGAGGCCAAACUCUACGGCGGUGUUCUUAUGGACAUGAACCAGCCACUUUCUCCUGGGGAGAUUGCUGUGGCCAAAGAAGCGGCAUCCUGGUCGGCUGAGCAGCACAACAUGGCCGUGUGGGAGUCCGCUGCGUCCUUGGAAAGAGAGGCUAGAGACGAAAGCCCUCAGCGUCGGGAUAGUUCUCCCAAACGAUUUCGGAUUGUGCACAGCAGCGUGGGUUUGAUCGGUUAUGGUUGUCCACCUGAGAUGGUGAGACUUGCCAUUAGUAUUCAUCCUGAACAAAUCAAGGAGAUGGAUGAAGCCGGCAACCUUCCGAUCCAUAUCGCGGCGACGGCACGGUCGUACUUGACGACAAACUGCGCUGGUGGCAACAAUGACAAGUCGACACUGGCUGCCGCUGCGGCGGCGGCGGUUGCUGCUUCUGAUGAAGAUAGCAUUGUGUCAGAAGCCACUGGCGUCUUGAGUUUCUUUAGCAGUGCGACUGUGGCACAAACCAUCAAUGCGUUUGACAAGGUCAUCAAAAUUCUACUCCAGCAUUACCCAGAGUCUGCCAAGAUCCCACAAGGCAAAACUGGACAUCUUCCUUUGGUUAUGGCAGUCGAAUCGGGAUGCCGAUCCUGGGAUGAUGGCAUUCAUACUCUCUUGUCAGCUUAUCCACCUGCCUUGCACAACCGAAAGCUUGUGUCCUUGCCUCUCUAUGCAAAUGUUCUGUCAAUGAUAACCGACGACAACCAGUCACAAUCACUGUAUGGCGGGAACAGCAAGAAGACAAGUGGUGUGAUGUCUCCACGAAGGGCCACCUUUAGAUCCCCCCGGAAGCGGGCCAACAAGAGUAAAAGGGACAAGGCUUCGCGAAAGUUGACUACCAUGUUCGAGCUGCUCAAGGUCAAGCCGGAAUUGUUGGCUGCCACGGCCGGCAAAAGGGCUGGGAGAGAAGCCGAGGCCUAGUAGGCGCAUCCUAUCAUCAUCGUUGGCUAGCUAGCUAUGGGAGGAAAGAAGCAGGGUUCCAGAGACAAGACGAAUUCAUUGGAUGGAAAUCAUUGAGCCCAGAGAAAACGAACUUUAUAAAUGCACACGAAGAAAGAAAAAAUAAACGAAAAGGUUGCAAGAUAUGGUCCGGUUUCUGCUGUACCGUAUUGGGACAGACUACUGUAUUGGUACCGGUACUGGGUAAAGCAGACCAAGUUCGGUUUGGACCCAUUCAGCAGCGGAAGAAGUUAUCUAAUAGCUAGCUACCUGGUAGAGUAUUUGGCUGAUAACAACAUACGAGAGUAACCAUCCAAAGAUCUAUCUACUUCGUUCUUAGCUAGAACAGAUCCUUCCUUGUUUUUGGAAAGGGCUAGCAUAGUGCAAUUGGACCCAUUCAGCAGCGGAAG
This is a messenger RNA of Seminavis robusta, 2650 nucleotides long. The record is from the annotation of a GenBank genome assembly. NCBI's taxonomy places the organism in Eukaryota, Bacillariophyta, Bacillariophyceae, Naviculales, Naviculaceae.